Messenger RNA from Cimex lectularius (bed bug), 603 nucleotides. Its product is annotated as larval cuticle protein A2B-like. The transcript has 2 exons. Gene Ontology annotation, cellular component: extracellular matrix. The record is from RefSeq and is a predicted model, not a curated record. Lineage: Eukaryota; Metazoa; Arthropoda; Insecta; Hemiptera; Cimicidae. Bases 93 to 542 code for a protein of 149 amino acids.
CUACUUCCCACCCCGUUCUGUUGCAACCUGCUUUGUAUAAAUACCGAGUCGGGGACCUCUUCAAGUAUCCAGUGCGGAUUGACAAUUCAAGCAUGGCUCAUCUGGUGAUUUUAGUCUUAGCGGCCGUCAUUGCGGGAUCGCAUGCCCAAUUUUACCCCGGGGUCCGACAGCCGUUUCCCUAUACAGUCGCCCACGCACCAGUAGCAGUCGCUCAUGCUCCAGUCGCAGUAGCGCACGCACCAGUCGCAGUCGCUAGGGCCGAGGAGUACGACCCGCAUCCCCAGUACAGCUUCUCUUACAGCGUGAACGACGCCUUGACCGGAGACUCCAAAGGUCAAACCGAAACACGUGACGGAGACGUCGUCCAGGGCAGCUACUCCCUCGUCGAACCCGACGGCUCCAGGAGGGUCGUCGAGUACACAGCAGACCCCGUCAACGGAUUCAACGCUGUCGUACACAAAGAAGGAGCUGUCGCACACGCACCAGUCGCCGUCGCUCAUGCGCCAGUCGGAGUGGCCCAUGGACCUCUAGUUCAUUACUGAUAAUUUACCCAUAGUUAAAAACGUUCCUUGUUACCACUGAAUACAUUUAAUUAUUAAUAUA